Vanrija pseudolonga is the source of this 1110-nucleotide messenger RNA. RefSeq lists its product as uncharacterized. NCBI's taxonomy places the organism in Eukaryota, Fungi, Basidiomycota, Tremellomycetes, Trichosporonales, Trichosporonaceae. Bases 1 to 1110 code for a protein of 369 amino acids. The transcript is spliced from 2 exons. The record is from RefSeq and is a predicted model, not a curated record.
AUGAACAGCAGCAGCAGCAGCAGCAGUAGUCCGCGGACACCAGCGAGCAGCUUGAGCAAGUCCCCGCGGCCGAGCAGCGCGACGCCGAAGCCAAACGCGACCAGCCCGAACCCGACGCCGUCCAGCUCCAAGCCCCCCAAGCCCAAGACCUCUCCGCCCCGAAAACGCGCGCGCACGACAACGACCCCGCCGCGCUCCAAGUCGACCAACGACCUCACGCGCGCGCGGUCCGCCUCGAGCGCAACCUCUUCCGAUGUCAAAGUCCUCCUCGUGGGCGGGGAGAGCGCGACCGCGCGCGCGAUGACGCCGCUGCUCCUCGCGCGGGGGUGGCACGUUAUUUCUGUCGUGGACGACGGGGCCGGAAAGGACGCGGUACAGGCGAUGGCCAGUCCAGGCGGCAAACUCAGCGCCGUCGUCCAGUCGCUCCCCCGCACGAGCUACACCUCCGCGCGCGCAAUCAUCGCCGCCACAUCCCCCAGCUACGUCGUCUGGGCUGCCUCGAGCACGCCGCACACGAUCGAAGCGGUCGAGUACGGCGCGUUCGUGGCGUUCGCGCAGGCCGCGCUCGUGAGCCCCGGCGUGAAGAAGUACCUCGCGCUGUCGUAUCUCCAUGUGCGGCGGCACGCCGCGCCGUGGUGGUCGGACGAGGACGUCGACCUCGUCGCGCGCACGCGCGCGCUCGCGCCAGAGUACUACGACGCGCGGGCGCGCGCCGACGCAUACUUGGCCGCCAUGGGGCUUGUGCGCCGCCGCGGCGGCGACCGCGGGUUCCAGGCCAUGUCGUUGCGGCCGAGCAUGGUGACCGACUCCGAGGGCACGGGCAGGGUCAACAUGACGCGCGUGGGCGCGCGCGGCGCCGUGCCCCGCGCUGAUGUGGCGGAAGUCGCGGUGCGCCUGCUGGCGCGCGACGACAGCUACGGGUACUUUGACCUCGAGGGCGGCGUGAAUGACCUGUCCGAGGAGAUCGAGUACGCCGUGACCGAGUUUGACGCGAGCGAGGGCGAGUUCGACAGCGCUGAUGCGUUGCUUGCCGAGCACGGGUGGGGCGAGGGGCGGGUAGAGGGGGGCAGGAAGCGGCGCGCGACGCCGCCUAGGCGGAGUACGGGGUAG